AUGACAAGUUUACAAAGAUCAGCAGUUUCAUUCCGACGUCAAGGUUCUUCAGGUCGAAUAUGGGGUGAUCAAUUCAUUUUAAAUCAAAGAGGUGGAGAAAAUCUUCAAAAUCAAGAACACGGAGGAGAACAUCACGGUAAAAAUAGUAAUUGUCCUGGAGAUAACAUUCAAAUACAAAAAUCAAGUAGUUCAUCUUCUUCAUCAUCGCCAUCUUCAUAUUUUUCUGAAAUACGCCGAGGAACAAACAUUUCAUCUCCAACACGAAGCAAGCCUGGUUGCGGGUUAUCAUCAUUUUUCCGACGAUGUAUUGGUUCUUCAGCUCAUGCAUAA
Eruca vesicaria subsp. sativa (arugula) is the source of this 330-nucleotide messenger RNA. NCBI's taxonomy places the organism in Eukaryota, Viridiplantae, Streptophyta, Magnoliopsida, Brassicales, Brassicaceae. The record is from the annotation of a GenBank genome assembly.